This is a messenger RNA of Austrofundulus limnaeus, 2713 nucleotides long. It is a transcript of the gene ddx61, whose product is annotated as DEAD (Asp-Glu-Ala-Asp) box helicase 61. The coding region runs from base 829 to 2304 and encodes 491 amino acids. The record is from RefSeq and is a predicted model, not a curated record. Gene Ontology annotation, molecular function: ATP binding; RNA helicase activity; nucleic acid binding. The transcript has 13 exons. NCBI's taxonomy places the organism in Eukaryota, Metazoa, Chordata, Actinopteri, Cyprinodontiformes, Rivulidae.
CCACCGAAGAAGAGGAGGCGCCCAUGUCGAUUUAAAGGAAGAAGAAACACAAUAGAGACGAAUUAAAUCCAAACAUUUCCAGCAGAUUUGGAGGACGGUCCAUGAUUCACCGCACGACGAGGAUUGCUCACCAAACAAGGGAGAAACUGAGUUGUGUGGAGUCGGUGACGGCCGAGCGGAACACGCWGGUGGAGGAGGGUGAACACCUGCAGCUCUCACACUGAAGACUCAACAAGGGCGGACCUGAUAAGCCCUCGUUGGGUCUUUUCUUAUCGUUUUGUUUUCCUCACAUGAAGCAACAAACGGUCUCUGUGGAGCUAAAGGGACGGCAGGAUUCUGGGGAAGAACUUGUACAAAUCAACCUUUGUUUUUUGUUGUUUUUGUUUCUCAGGAGCAGAGAAGCAGCAGCUCCAGACUCUGAGUUAUAAACUGAUUUCUUGUGAAGGAGCUGCAGAUUGCCUUAGUUGUUCUGUUUCAGGACCUGACCCACUUCGACGCUCGUUCACCUAUAAUUUUCUAUAAGCUGAACGAGUUUAUUCUGCUAUGAAGGCAGAUUUCUCUUCAUUUUGAAGAGCUCUUGUAUAAAAACGUGUUUUUUGUUGUUUUGUGCAUCAGUCACUCUUGUUGAAGAGGGCUGUAGUGCACGUACACGUGCGUGUUUAUAUGUAAAUACAAUCGAUUUGAAAAGCUUUGGACACAAAAUAUUAACGCUUUAUCAAACUUUUUUUUAAACUUUUGAAGAUAUUUUUAAAGAGUUAAAAAUCUAAGAAGCAACAAUAAUUUCUCGGAGGACUGAGAAACAGAAAAUUUGUACAAAAUCAAAUAAAAAUGGCRACGACCCGGACAGAGAGCGUGGGCCCGCUGGUUCUGGGACUGAACAAGCAGAACGGGCAGCUCAGAGGACUCAACAGGCCCGCUUCGGUCCCAGCCCCGCCCACGGCUCCGGGGAAGAGUCUGGGCGCUCUGCAGAAACCCGGCGGCGCCAACCAGGACGGCGGCGGCGGCGGCAUCAAGUUCGGAGACGACUGGAAGAAGAGCCUCCAGCUCCCGCCGAAGGACAACAGGGUCAAAACCUCGGACGUCACGUCCACCAAGGGCAACGAGUUUGAAGAUUACUGUCUGAAGAGGGAGCUGCUGAUGGGCAUCUUUGAGAUGGGCUGGGAGAAACCCUCCCCCAUCCAGGAGGAGAGCAUCCCCAUCGCGCUGUCCGGGCGGGACAUUCUGGCUCGAGCCAAGAACGGGACGGGGAAGAGCGGCGCCUACCUGAUCCCGCUGCUGGAGAGGAUCGACCUGAAGAAGGACCACAUCCAGGCCAUGGUCAUGGUGCCAACACGUGAGCUGGCGCUGCAGGUGAGUCAGAUCUGCAUCCAGAUCAGCAAACACCUGGGAGGAGUCAAAGUCAUGGCGACCACCGGCGGCACCAACCUGMGGGACGACAUCAUGCGCCUGGACGAGACCGUGCACGUGGUCAUCGCCACCCCCGGUCGUAUUCUGGACUUAAUAAAAAAGGGCGUGGCCAAAGUGGACAGAGUCCAGAUGAUGGUGAUGGAUGAGGCCGAUAAGCUGCUCUCUCAGGACUUCGUGGUCCUCAUCGAGGACAUCAUCAGCUUCCUGGCCAAGAACCGGCAGAUCCUGCUCUACUCGGCCACCUUCCCCAUCAGCGUUCAGAAGUUCAUGGUGAAGCACCUUCAGAAACCGUACGAGAUCAACCUGAUGGAGGAGCUGACUCUGAAGGGCAUCACUCAGUUCUACGCCUACGUGACGGAGCGGCAGAAGGUGCACUGCCUCAACACGCUCUUCUCCAGGCUUCAAAUCAACCAGUCCAUCAUCUUCUGUAACUCCACCCAGAGGGUGGAGCUUCUGGCCAAAAAGAUCACUCAGCUGGGUUACUCCUGCUUCUACAUCCACGCCAAGAUGAUGCAGGAAUACAGAAACCGAGUGUUUCACGACUUCAGAAACGGACUCUGCAGAAACCUGGUCUGCACCGAUCUUUUCACCAGAGGAAUCGACAUCCAGGCCGUGAACGUGGUCAUCAACUUCGACUUCCCUAAAAACGCAGAAACGUACCUCCAUCGGAUCGGACGCUCAGGGAGGUUCGGUCACCUGGGUCUGGCCAUAAACCUGAUCACGUCGGAGGACCGCUUCAACCUGAAGGCCAUCGAGGAGCAGCUGGUGACCGACAUCAAGCCCAUCCCUGGCAGCAUCGAUAAGAGCCUCUACGUGGCCGAGUUCCACUCCGCCGGAGACGACUGUGAGGUGGAGGAAGUGGAGGAGAAGCCAGAGCCCCGACAGCACAGCACCUAGACCAGAGCGCCGCCUCACUCCGGGCUUUUUGCACAAACAUCAGCGUCUGUCAGCCGGAUCUCCUGCCUCUUCUGUUUAUUAUUGUUCUGCACCAAAAACCCACACUGGACCGGGUCAGAACCGUUUCCCCCUGCAGCAGCCGCCUCGGCCUGUUUCUGACGUUCCACACACACACACACACACACACACACACACACACCAGCCUUGGUUCUGUCCGCUCACACUGCUGUCGUCACUUAAGUGCCUUACUCACCCCCACAAACGUGCACACACCCACCGCCCCACGUGCACACACCCGUUCACCCCCCUGCUGCGGCAGGACAAGCACAACGUUUGAUCUUCACCGCUGUUAUGCAACACACACACACACACACACACACACACACACACACACACACACACACACACA